CCUCUUGAGUGAUUGGUGUUGCGCUCGGCAGGGGGCGUCACCGUGCCCCGCCCACGUAUCUCCGCUGUUAGGCUCUUCCUGCUGAGUUGUGGUCGGAUCAUGCCGCUGCUGGGGACCUAUUAGGAUCUGUGAAAGGUGGGGGCGUGAGGGGCUCCUGUGUCCUGCCAUCUACACAGGUGUGAUUAUGUGGGCUGCUUGCUGUAACUGGCUGUGUGUAGAUACUGAGCCCGAAGAUAUCCCUCCGAUUGCCAGAACUCAUGAUCGCCCCAGUCAGAACAUCAGGACUUCUCCUCCAGUUUUAGAAAGUACCUGCAAAGCUUGUGGUACCAGACUACCAAACACCAACAGAAAAAACCCUUGUAUGGACUGUAGAAAUAAUUUCUGCACCUCAUGUUUAACACGAAUAAAUGACGGCCUACCUCUUUGUCAACUGUGCCGGAGGAUACGCUCCACUUCCUUUACCCGAGAGGAGUUACUCAAGCUCAAAGUAAAAGAUCUUCGGGACUAUUUAUCAAUGAGAGAUGUACCCACAGACUUGUGCAGAGAGAAAGAAGACCUUGUCCAGCUUGUCCUCACUCUAAGACCUGUUUCUUAUCCUGAUGUGACAAAUGUUCCAUCCUUUUCAUCCAAUCAGAACAGCCAAAUGACAGGUUCAAGUCAAAUACUCACCGAGCAAGACAUUCCAACAACAAACCAAGAAAGAUCUUCAGCUCCAGAAGACACACCACAAGUAGUGACAAAUGACCAGCCUGAAGAUGACGAGGAGGAGUCUUCAGACUCAGAAGAGAUACUUGUGCCUGGAAGAAGAGCGUCACUCUCAGACAUCAGCAACGUGGAUGACAUUGAAUCCUUGUCUGUGCGCCAGCUAAAGGAGAUUCUAGCCAGAAACUUUGUGAAUUACAAGGGCUGCUGUGAAAAGUGGGAACUGAUGGAACGUGUAACCAGAUUAUACCAGGACCAAAAGGAGCUUCAACAAAAAGUUACCAUGGGAGAAGAAGGCAAGUUCGGCCCAGCUGGUGAUGAAAACAUCUGCAAAGUGUGCAUGGAUUCCCCCAUCGACUGUGUACUUCUAGAAUGUGGUCACAUGGUGACCUGCACAAAGUGCGGCAUGCGUAUGAGUGAAUGUCCAGUCUGCCGACAAUAUGUAGUGAGGGCUGUACAUGUCUUCAGAUCCUGACACGGCAACAUGUGGUUGAGUCUUAAAGUAUAAAUCAUAUAUCGUAUCAAUCAAUACUGGAUGAGACAAGUUAAUGAAGCUCAGAUUUCAACAUGGAUCAACUAGUUAGUGCCUUGACACUAUUGCCUUAGCCAUUUUAUUAUUGGCCGAGCUUUCUUACUGAGACAACAGAGGUUUUUUUUUAUAAUUUUUUUUUCCCCAUUUUUUUUUUUUUUUUUUAAAGACUAAAGUUAGAUAUAAAUGGUCUUAAAUGAAGAAUGGCACAAAAACAUGAUGUUUUUGGAUACAAAAAGUUACCACAGUUGAAUAUUUCUUAGCAGCUGCGUUGAAUUUGGCUCAGUCUGACUUUCCUUUCUCUUAGGGAGUAGUCACUGAUAGAGUCUAAUUCUCUUUUAAUUAUUUUUACCUUGUAUGGGAACUGCAAUAUGCAAUACCAUCUUCUUACUGAAGUGUUUUUUUUCUGUAAUUGUGAAGCAAAGAGUACUUAACCAUCUGUGGUGCUUAAGGAUAUCGGUUUGAUACUUUCUCCAAGAAUUGUAUCAAAACACUAUUGAGCGGUAUGACCUUCUAUACUGUGGACUCAACAGCUGACGAAUCGUUACUUUCCUGUCUAAUGCUGCUUUAUUUGUAUUGUAAAAGAUGUUUCAUUGCUAAGCACAAACCUAGGAAGAAAUUAUUUUUAAACAGAUCUGAUAUUUUAUUAUGACGUUAAAACUUUUGUGAAUAGAUUUUAAGAAUGUACUCUGACUUUCAGGAGCAGUAAUGUGCCUUUUCAUCCAGUAUAAUAAUGCUCAGCUAUGGAAAUGAACUCCCUUUGUGACAGUCUCAUUGAAGAUAAUACUCAUUUUACACAGACAUUCGGGGAACAUCAGGCAUUGUAAAAGGGGAGGACUGAAUUACAAACAUUUCAUAAUAUGUAUGAUAUCACAAACCAAUGUCUUAUGUUGUAAAGGCUCAUACUGAGUGCAAUAUUCCAAUAAGUAUAGCUGUGACCCCUUAAUAAAAAGGCACAGUCUUGCUUUUACUUGCGAGCAUUCAUUUCCCGUUGUAGCACACACAUCUUCAGUCCUCUCUCGACCACAUUUGCAUACAUUAUUGCUCUGCCCAGGGCUAUGCAGGUUGCAAACCCUGGUCAGUGACUAGUGAUAUUGCAGCAUGUAUGCCCAGUAUUGGGUAGAUCAAUGGCUCUCAUAUUUAAACAGUCUUACAUCAGCCUACCUGUGUGGACAAGCACAUGCACAGGAGGCAUUAUUCCUCAAGCACAUAAGAGAUCAGCCGGUGACUUUGAUGUUUUUGGCUGCUACCUGUGAUAUCCAUUAAAAAGGCUAUACCAUGUAACUGGACUAAUGGGUGCUAUUUCUGUUAUGCAACAGCCCUCUGUGCCUCUUAAGGAGCUUUAUCAUAUUAAUAGUUUCAUAUUUGCACUCCAGGCUGUGGGGUAUUUUUACAUUUGAAGAGCACUGCUUUUUGUUUUUAAUAAAGUUAUGUGAUUUUAAACAAAA
Messenger RNA from Hyla sarda, 2679 nucleotides. It is a transcript of the gene RFFL, whose product is annotated as ring finger and FYVE like domain containing E3 ubiquitin protein ligase. Gene Ontology annotation, cellular component: plasma membrane; cytoplasm. Gene Ontology annotation, biological process: protein K48-linked ubiquitination; proteasome-mediated ubiquitin-dependent protein catabolic process; negative regulation of extrinsic apoptotic signaling pathway via death domain receptors. Bases 185 to 1177 code for a protein of 330 amino acids. The record is from RefSeq and is a predicted model, not a curated record. The transcript is spliced from 7 exons. NCBI's taxonomy places the organism in Eukaryota, Metazoa, Chordata, Amphibia, Anura, Hylidae. Gene Ontology annotation, molecular function: ubiquitin protein ligase activity.